AUGCAUAAUGAUGUUGGAAUGGUGUCCAGUAGAAGGAAUUCCACAGGGGCGUUCCACCGCGAUGGCCCACCCAAGGACUGGUCCCAGUUUGCCGACCCCUCGCCCUCUCCUAAACUGCUCUACUCGCAGUCCUAUGUCAUCAUGAGGGGGCUGCUGGCGUCGCUGGCCUCUUUGGACUUCGCCCUGUGGUCAAGCACGAUGAAGUCCGCAUGGCGAUCGCCUGAGAGGUCGAAAUCUAAGGGGCCGGGCUGCAGGAGAGUCGCGUUCCGGCUGUUCGUGUGUUUCAUGAUCGGCAUCUUCAUCGGGUUCACGCCCUUCUUCUCGGUCGAUGUCUCUCAGAAGAUAGUCUCGAGGCUUCCGUUCGACGAUGGGGUGGAUGAUAAGGUUAAGGAGUUGGAUGCAAUCGUAGUGCAGAAAGAGGUUGAGGUGGUUGAUGAGCCCGAGGUUGAGCAGCUGAGCCCUCCGGUUCCUGCAAUGUUGGAUGAUGAGGUGGAUUUUGUCGAAGCUGCGAAACCUGCUAUUACUGAUUUGGUCAUCCCUGUGAGGAAGCUUCUGAUAGUGGUGACAAUCACUUCUGCUCGGCCGCAGCAGGCGUAUUACUUGAAUCGCCUAGCUCAUGUUCUGAAAGGUGUACCACCUCCUCUCUUAUGGUUGGUGGUGGAAUGGCCUGUUACUACCUUUGAAACAGCAGAAAUCCUCAGGUCUUCUGGGGUUAUGUACAGGCAUAUUGUCUGCAGGAAAAAUCUUACCAGUGUACGGAAGAUUGCUGUCUGUCAAAGGAACAAUGCAAUCUAUCAUAUUAAGAAGCAUCACCUUGAUGCCAUGGGGAGGUUCUUGGUUUCUAUGGAUUCUUUGUUCAUGGCAAACAAUAUUGGUGAUUCCAGAUUCCAGCCAGUACCUUGCCAAUUAUUUCCAAACAGUUCUGUUCCUGAAUGUGGUCUUCACUGGCAUAAGAAUAUUACAGGGCGCGUUGGUGCAUGGCCUGUAGCGAACCAUGAUGCAAGUAAGUACAGGGUGGUUGUAGAAGGGCCUACAUGUAAAGGAAACCGAAUCACUGGAUGGAACACAAUUCAGAAGAAGGGUGCACCUCGUCGAUUCCCAAUUGGUUUCUCUGGGUUUGCUUUCAACAGUACAAUGCUCUGGGAUCCUCAAAGGUGGAACCGCCCAGCUAUGGAUUCUGUUAUAGUCCACUCUGGUGGUAGAGGUGGUCUGCAGGAGUCACGAUUUGUUGAGAAGCUUGUUAAAAACGACCGUCAAAUAGAAGGCCUUCCAGAUAACUGCAACCGGGUCAUGGUCUGGAAUUUCGCCUUGGAACCUCCCCAGCUCAACUACCCCGCAGGAUGGUCGCUGUGGAACCACCUUGAAGUUGUCAAGGACCUGUAA
Messenger RNA from Triticum turgidum subsp. durum (durum wheat), 1383 nucleotides. NCBI's taxonomy places the organism in Eukaryota, Viridiplantae, Streptophyta, Magnoliopsida, Poales, Poaceae. The record is from the annotation of a GenBank genome assembly.